Molecule: messenger RNA, 2166 nt
Organism: Trichomonas vaginalis G3
Lineage: Eukaryota; Parabasalia; Trichomonadida; Trichomonadidae
Product: adaptor complex subunit beta family member family
Exons: 1
Coding region: 1-2166 (721 amino acids)
Biological process (GO): intracellular protein transport; vesicle-mediated transport
Cellular component (GO): membrane coat
Molecular function (GO): clathrin binding
Source: RefSeq, a predicted model, not a curated record
AUGUCGUACGAAUCUUAUACAAGCACGUCUGUUACGACUACUACAACAGAAGAGCCGAAGAAAUCAUCCAAUUUAGAACUAUUUCCAACUAUCCAAAACAAUUUGCAAUCUACAAAGGUUGCAGACAAAUUAAAUGGAAUCAAAGCUCUUCUUGCAGUUAUGUCCAAAGGCGAAGAUGUUUCGUCAUUCUUCCCACUUGUUGUUCAAGAAAUCACAUCUGAAGAUGAAGCCCUUCGCCAUCUUUCCUACAUUUACUUAGUCCACUAUGCCGAAAACGACCCAGAUUCAGCCCUUAUGUCAGUUAACACUUUCCAGCGUUCUCUCACAGAUUCUGACCCGAUCGUUCGUGCAAUGGCUCUUAAAGUUCUUUCAUCUAUCAGAAAUACAGAAAUUAUCGAAAUUGUACUCGAUUCCGUCACACGCUGCGCACUUGACCUCUCCCCUUAUGUUCGAAAAGCCGCUGCUCUUGCCGUAGUUAAAAUUAAUGAAACAUCUCCAGAUUACAUCGAAGAACUCAUUCCAAUUGUACAACGUCUUUUGAACGACCAAUCGCUUGUUACCAUUUCUGGUGCAUUAUAUGCAGCAGAAAAGAUCUGUCCAGAUCGCGAUAUUUUAUUACACCCAAUCUACCGUACACUUUGCCAAGCGUUGAACCGCCUUGAUCCAUGGGGCCAAGCAAUUGCAAUGCACAUGCUCCAGCGCUACGCCCGCCGUAAUUUCCCCAAGCCAUCAGGAUCUGCUGAUUGGUUCUCAGAUGACGAAGAAGGAGCCUCUCUCGAUCCAGACUUAGACUUACUUAUCAAGAGCGUACAACCACUUCUCGCUUCCAUCACUCCUUCCGUAGUUAUUGCCGCUGCUUCUCUUUUCUUCUAUUGCGCGCCACCUCUUAAAGUUCCUUUGAUUGCAAAGCCACUCAUCAGAUUGCUCUACGUCGAUAGUGCUACCGCAUACGCUGCUUUGCUGUCAAUCGCUUCUUUCGUUGCGGAUAACGCGGAACCUUUCAUUCCUCAUAUUCGUCACUUUUUCUUAUUUGAUGAUGAACCAAUUUUCAUCAUGAAACUGAAGUUGCAAGUCCUUUCACAACUUGCAAGGCCAUCCAACAGUGACAUCUUGAUGCGCGAGUUGUCACAGUACAUCUACAACCCUGACCAAGACAUCGCAACAGAAGCUGUCAAAGCAAUUGGAAGAACAGCAUCUUUAGCAGGAGAUUCAAGUGUUUCAUGCAUCGAUGUCAUUGUCAAGAUGCUCAGUUCUCCUGUACAAAGUGUUGUUAACCAGGCAGCUCGUGUUUUAAGUCUUCUUUUGAGAAACUUGCCAAAACAAACACCGAAAUCUAAAGAUGACGAUGAUCUCUUUGGUGCAACAAAUCCAAUGGACAAAGAAGAAGUUGUUUCUAUUCUUAAGAAGCUUCUCAAGGCAUUCAUCAAGAUAACUGACAGUGAAACUAAAGCAUGCGUCAUGUCAAUUGUCGGUGAUAAAUGCGAACUCAUUCCUGAAUACGCACAUGAAGUUUUAAGAAGAGUUACAAAUGAUUUCGCAAAUUCAGAUCCAUGUGUCAAAUUGGCCGCAUUGGAAUUGAGUGCGAAAGUUUUGUACGUCAGACCGAAAGAGAGUGUUGAAUUAGUCAAAUACGUGUUGACAUUAGGUUUCUACGACCAAAACAUUAAUGUCAGGGAUCGCGCGAGAUUAAUUCACUCUCUUCUGACAGCGAACACUUCUCAGAACUAUAUCUUGGAGAUCAGAAAGACACCAAAGAAGUUCGUUCUCCCAGAUAAAAGUGAUGUUGUUUGGGGUGUUGAUUCCGUCAAGGCUUCAAACAUUGAGGCAGGAACAAUCUCUCAAAUCAUCGGAAAAGUCAUCAACAAGACAAGUUUGGUUGUUCCUUGGGUUGAUCCUUCAACUCUUCCUGAAAAGAAUCCUCGCGAUGAACCACUCGAAAUCAUCGAAUCUGCACCAGCAGAUGAAAUCAGAGCGAAGAAGGAUUUGGAGGAAGAAGACUUGAAUGAUUACUUCGGAACUUCUGAAGAUCAAAAGAUUGAAAAUGUCGUGAAGUCUGCUUUCGGUGAGGAAGAAGAGAAGGAAAACAAAGAAGAGGAUGCAAAAAUCUUCGGUGAUGUUGAUGAAGAAAAGAAAGAAGAUGAAAAUCUCGAUGAUUACUUCAGUUAA